AUGUGUACAAUUUGUAAACAGCCCUGCCCGCAAGAAACCUUUUCAAAGAGUCAACUCCUCGCCCUGCGCAACGCCGUGGCGUCCCAGGGCUACCAGUUCUUAAACCUGCAGGAUAUUGCCAAAUGUACCCCCUGCGCCAGUUCUGUGAUUUGCGAGCGCAAGUGCCACCUCUGUGGUCGCUUCCAGGGCAUUGACGACUUCUCCCGGAACCAGCGGACGCGCGAACACCCAAUCUGUUUCCGUUGCAUGAACUUCAGCCAUGCAGAUGAAGUUGAGACCCUCGAAGCUGCCAUCGAUUCCGCGCCGCAGUGUGACAGUGCCACCGACGACCCGCACUCCAGAAAUCAGAGUCUGUUGGAGGAGAACACUGUAUGUGGUGGCUUUCAGACCAUCUACCCAGGCUAA
This is a messenger RNA of Penicillium lagena, 405 nucleotides long. RefSeq lists its product as uncharacterized. Bases 1 to 405 code for a protein of 134 amino acids. The transcript has 2 exons. The record is from RefSeq and is a predicted model, not a curated record. Lineage: Eukaryota; Fungi; Ascomycota; Eurotiomycetes; Eurotiales; Aspergillaceae.